GUGGCCUGUUCUCUAUUGUCGAAGCAUAUCUUCACAAACUUUCGAUAAUGUUCUCUGACAGUGCCGUGUCGUCUGUUUGGCAUAAAUACGUCGCACAUGUCAAUGCACACUACUCCUUCCAAGUCAAUCCAAACUCCUCUGUUCCUGAUCAUCUUCUUCCCUGUCCUUGCCCACUCAGAGAGUUGCAAUAAGCCUGUUCCGCAUCAGCCAUGGCUUUUCCAACUCCACCAGAGCCCAAGACUGAGCUAGGUCGCUAUCGCAUCCUGGCCAGCACUGCGGGUGUGAGAGUGUCACCACUCGCGUUGGGGGCCAUGUCUAUUGGCGUGUCAUGGGCUUCUUGGAUGGGUGCAAUGGACGAGGAGCAGUCUUUCAAACUUUUGGACGCAUACGCCGAUGCUGGCGGCAACUUUAUCGACACCGCCAACAACUACCAAGAUGAGGAUUCGGAGCUGUAUCUGGGAAGAUGGAUGGCGGCCAGGAACAAUCGGGAUCUCAUGUUUGUGGCGACCAAGUUUACAAACGAUUUUCGUGGAUGGGAGAUUGGCUUGGGAAAGACUGUCAACUACGCUGGAAAUCACAAGAAAUCCCUCCGGUUGUCUGUUGAGGCUUCACUCCGAAAGCUACAGACGAACUACAUAGACUUGCUCUACGUACACUGGUGGGACUGGUCGACGUCGAUUGAGGAACUGAUGGACUCGCUCCACAUCCUCGUCGAACAAGGCAAAGUCCUUUACCUCGGCGUCUCCGACACCCCGGCCUGGGUUGUCUCAGCAGCCAACACGUACGCGAAAGCGCACGGCAAAACUCCCUUCUCUGUCUACCAAGGUCGCUGGAACCUCAUGCAUCGAGAUUUCGAGCGUGACAUCAUUCCCAUGGCACGACACUUUGGCAUGGCGCUGUGCCCUUGGGAUGUCCUCGGCGGUGGCCAACUUCAGACAAGGGCGCAACGGGCGGCUCGUCAAGAGUCUGAUCCAACAGGUCGUGGCAGCCAGCAAAGCGAAGAGGCUCUCAGAGUGAGCGACGCGCUGGAAAAGGUGGCUGCCGAGCACGGAAAAACGAGCAUUCAGCAGGUUGCACUCGCGUACGUGAUGCACAAGGCGCCGCAUGUAUUCCCGCUUGUCGGUGGUCGGAAAGUCGAGCAUCUCCACGACAACAUCAAGGCACUGAGCAUCAGAUUGACAGAUGAUCAAGUCAAGUACAUUGAAAGCAUCAAAUCAUUCGAUCUUGGCUUCCCGCUGGAUUUCAUUGGCGAAGACCCCCGGGAGACUGGGCAAUCAACCCCUAUGAUGGAGUCCUUGCUUGGCGGAAAGAUAGCUUGGAAGAAGACGUCGACAGCUAUGGGCUAUAUCUGACAUGGCGAUACUCGAGAUAUAAGUGUUAUCAUUAGCUUCUGUAUAUCCUCAAUCCACCAUGAUCUAAGGGUGCGACCGUUUUGUUGAGAUGAUGCGUGACAAUUAAGAUUCACGAUCAGCUAUCAUGUUGUAGAGUACAUGGUCGAGAAAUCAGGGGGCGCAACCAUCACUGCAGAGCGUGUACGACUAGUGGUUGUGAUAUGUAGUCUUUGGCAGGCUGAUGCAAGAGCACGGACGGG
This is a messenger RNA of Fusarium redolens, 1591 nucleotides long. Its product is annotated as NADP-dependent oxidoreductase domain-containing protein. Bases 210 to 1352 code for a protein of 380 amino acids. The record is from RefSeq and is a predicted model, not a curated record. The transcript has a single exon. Lineage: Eukaryota; Fungi; Ascomycota; Sordariomycetes; Hypocreales; Nectriaceae.